Molecule: messenger RNA, 846 nt
Organism: Colletotrichum acutatum
Lineage: Eukaryota; Fungi; Ascomycota; Sordariomycetes; Glomerellales; Glomerellaceae
Exons: 6
Coding region: 1-846 (281 amino acids)
Source: RefSeq, a predicted model, not a curated record
AUGAUCAUUGCGGUCUGUUGGACCUUCACUGCCCUUGGCCUGAUAUUCGUCGGUGGACGGCUCUUCGGCUGCGCCAUCCUCUCGAACACAUUAGUGACAAUCUUAGUAAGCUGGGGCAAUGGCAAACACUUCACGGUUCUCAAUCUAGAACAAAAGCAGAACACGGUCAAGUGGAUGAUAGCGGCGUACGUGCCCCGCAUCGAAACUCUGGGCUUCCCAAAGCUAGCCGUCAUCGCGCUUCUGACCCGCUUACUCGCGCCGGGAAAGCUUCAUCUCAGGUCGAUGGGAAUCAUAUGCUGUCUCUCACUGACAGCAUUUUCUGCCUUUCUUGAUUUCUACUUGGCUGUAUAUCCAGCAGUAGUGCUCUGGAAAUUGCAUAUGCGAUUUCAGAAGAAGCUGGCGCUCACGUGCGCUCUUGGAAUGGGCAUCAUCUCCGGAUGUGCUGGUAUUGUAAAGGCUACAGGUGUACCAACCCUUUCGAGUCAAGAUGUCAGCUACAUCAUGUUCAAAGGACGCAGCAUCUGGUCUCUCGCGAAGAAGUCGGGCAGCUACCAAUACAACAGCCACAGCAAGAAAAGUGCACAGCAGCAGCAGCAGCAACCGCAGCAAGACUCGAUCGAAUUAAGGAGCAAACCUAGGAAAAAGGUUGAUGUGUACGGGUUCACGAUGCAUGCCAAGGAAGACAGUGAAGAGAGCAUUGUGAACCCAGGAAAGAAUGCUGAGACAUCCUCUUCUGGGCGCCAGAGUGAUACGUACCCCGAAAGCGAGGACAAGGUUGUCAAGAGUAGCACCGUAACUAUCACGUACGAUCAAGGAGAAGAAGGGCCGACUUCAGCAGCAACGUGA